Messenger RNA from Polychytrium aggregatum, 1971 nucleotides. Its product is annotated as WD40-repeat-containing domain protein. NCBI's taxonomy places the organism in Eukaryota, Fungi, Chytridiomycota, Chytridiomycetes, Polychytriales. The coding region runs from base 138 to 1703 and encodes 521 amino acids. Gene Ontology annotation, molecular function: dynein light chain binding; dynein heavy chain binding. Gene Ontology annotation, cellular component: ciliary plasm; cytoplasmic dynein complex. The transcript is spliced from 10 exons. Gene Ontology annotation, biological process: intraciliary transport. The record is from RefSeq and is a predicted model, not a curated record.
GUGCAGAUGGCCUUGCCGGCCAGCACCAAGCAACGCACUCGGCCCGAGAAUUGCAGUCGACGCUUUGGACUUGCCAGCGGCGCUGCCUCGGCUUUCCCCUCAAAAGUCCCAAAAUCCUCUGAAGACCUCCCGACGCCAUGCUCUCUGGCCAACCUGCCGAUGCAUCCUUCUCGGAUGAUGUGCUCAUGGGCACAAGCAUCGAUCUCCCCUCGUUCUGGAAGCAGGAGCGGGUGGUGGCCCAGUCGUCCAGCCAAACCGAUCCGAUCACCUACAAGGAGCAAGAUAGCCAGACCCUGAUGCAGCGCGACGAAGAGACGCAAACGGACAAGGCGACGGAGCAGGGUUUCCAGCUGCUCAAGAGCUACGACUACCAGGGGCUCGUUGGGUUCCUGACGAGGGCCGAGUCGCUGGUGUCGGCCCAGUUGCUGCAGAAUAUCCGCUCCUCAGCAUUCGAUGGAUACUCGGUCGAAUGGGAAGAGCGCAUCUCGGCCACAUCGGUGGCUCACACGCUCACAAACCCGAGGAAGGAUCCCGAUGUUGUGUGCACCGAGUUGUCCUGGAACAAGACCGGAUCCGUCGUGGCCGCCUCAUACGGCCGCUAUGACCACGAGUCCUGGUGCACUCAUCGGGGCUCGGUGUCGGCCUGGAAUAUUGCGCGCCGCGAGCUGGAUCCGAGCAUGCCAAACUUCAUGGCAGAUACGUCGAGCUGCGUCAUAUGCCUCGCCUUCCAUCCCACAAUUCCAUAUAUCCUCGCAGGCGGUACCUUUGCAGGCGAGGUCAUAAUCUGGCACACCAACAAUGAAGAGGAUCCUGUCUUCUCCGUCUCCAACUCGGACGAGCUCAGCCAUCAAGAGCCAAUCUCGAAGAUUGUCUGGAUCCCAACCGCCAAGCGAGACCACUAUAAUCUCGUAACGAUUGCAAACGACGGAAAGAUUCUGACGUGGGAUCCCAGCAACAAGCUGCAGACCCCACUCUCUGGGUCGCAGCUGUUGAUCGGGAACGUACCCGCUCAGUUUCGCCCAAAGGCCUCCAAGUCGGACAUGGGUAUAGGAGGCACGACGAUCGGGUUUCCUAUCGAGAGCCGCACGAACUAUCUCGCCGGAACCGAAGGGGGAUAUAUCUUCAAGUGCACAACGACAAACGCCACCCAGCUGUCGAUUAUCAAACGGGAUCGAGCCCAAGCGCCCCUGUCGCUCUCCAACCCCAUCCAACUUGCCUACACGCCACAUUUGGGUCCUAUCCAGGCGCUGUCGUGCUCUCCAUUCCAUCGCAAUCUGUUCCUGACGUGCGGGAGCGACUCAACGCUGAGGCUUUACAACGUGCUCGAGUCCAGGCCUCUGUUGACGAUGGAGCCUUGCUCAAGCCAGCUCUACUGCGUGCAAUGGUCGCCGUUCCGACCGACCGUGCUGGCAUGCACCGGUGGCGACGGCAUGCUAUAUAUCUACGACCUGAUGCACUCCAAGUCCGUGCCUGUUCAGUCGUAUUCGUGCACGAGCACAUCGGCAGCCUCGGCGAGUUUGGUAACGGCGCUUGCAUUCAACACCAAGGACAAGCAGCUUCUGGCGACAGGCGACUCGCUCGGCGCCAUCCGAGUCUGGCGCCUGUGCAGCUCCCUUUACACAUCCACUAUUUCUGAAGAGCACUAUAUCCAACGCCUGGGUGGCCUUGGCGACGGCACAGAUGGCGGUGGCAUGGGAUGGUAGCUUCGAUUGAGCGACGGCCUGGAAAGAGCCCAUAUGCAUGCCUGCACCUCAAAGCCAAUAGCCAAGAGAUUUGCCACUUUGAGGAUAUACAGCAAGUGCAUAAUACACAACGGAACUUUUGCAUCAAAGUGCCCAGACUGUUUGGAGCACACGACGGUGCUGCCAACGCGAUGUUCCGAGCUCAGCAGGCACGCCUAAGUCCUGAGAGUAUCGACCCUGCUCGUGGGGUACAUGAGCACAAACGGACUCAUGCGGCUCUUCAUCGAUG